AUGGUUUACAUCUUUUUGUUAACUGGCAUUCACAAAGUAUACUUACUGGACGAGCCAGAAGCCGCGGCAAGAAGAAGAAAGCGGGACGGCCGCUGCAAUACAAGCAAACCUGCAAGUCGUAUAGCCAAACCGACGAGCUUAAUGACACUUAAUGUCGAUGAUGAUGUAGAUAAGAAUCUACCACACCCUAUCUUUGAAGUAGUUUUAUCGCUGAGUCGCAACGUCCAAGACAAGGCAACGCUGGUGUCUUGGGUGCGACAGCGCCGCCAGUUUGAAGCCAAAAUUUGCAGCCGAUGUGCUGUCACAGGUGAGCAGUACGAACACGUUGUCAUUUACAUCCACAACUCAAUCGGGCAGCGCAUUCUCGGUCACCUCGCUCGAUUCGUCUUGAAGAAGCAGACAGCCUCGGUGAUGGAUGAAGAUCUUCAUCUGGCGAUUACGUGGCGUUGCUUGCUCCAAAAUUGCCUAGACUAA
Peronospora belbahrii is the source of this 474-nucleotide messenger RNA. Lineage: Eukaryota; Oomycota; Peronosporomycetes; Peronosporales; Peronosporaceae. The record is from the annotation of a GenBank genome assembly.